AGACAGGACAUAAUUUACCUUUCAUUGCUCAUUACUUGUUUCUUACAGUUUUUGUAUUCAUUCCAAGAGGUCCUCGGGUGUAGGGGUCCUGUCUGAUUUUUUAAACCCCAUGGCAGUAGUUUUGAGCUCCUGUCCCUCUUUGGUAUGUCCAGUUGACCCCGUGCCUGUGUUUGUGUCUGCAGGACUGGAAUGUCACAUGGUACACCAGCAAUCCCGAUUUCACCAAGUGCUUUCAGAACACUGUCCUCGUGUGGGUGCCUUGUUUUUAUCUCUGGGCCUGUUUCCCCUUCUACUUCCUCUAUCUCUCGCGACAUGACCGGGGCUACAUUCAGAUGACACAUCUCAACAAAGCCAAAACUGCCUUGGGAUUUUUGCUGUGGAUCAUCUGCUGGGCAGAACUCUUCUACUCUUUCUGGGAAAGAAGUCAGGGUGUGUUCCUGGCCCCAAUAUUUCUGGUCAGCCCAACCCUCUUGGGCAUCACCAUGCUGCUUGCUACCUUUUUAAUUCAGCUUGAGAGAAGGAAAGGAGUUCAAUCCUCAGGGAUCAUGCUCACUUUCUGGCUUUUAGCCCUCCUGUGUGCCCUUGCCAUCCUGAGAUCCAAAAUCAUGACUGCCUUAAAAGAGGACACCCACAUCGACCUGUUCCGUGAUGUCACAUUCUACGUUUACUUUUCUCUCGUGCUGCUCCAGCUGGUGUUGUCCUGUUUCUCAGACCGCUCGCCCCUCUUCUCUGAAACCAUCAAUGACCCC
Molecule: messenger RNA, 749 nt
Organism: Galeopterus variegatus (Sunda flying lemur)
Lineage: Eukaryota; Metazoa; Chordata; Mammalia; Dermoptera; Cynocephalidae
Product: multidrug resistance-associated protein 1-like
Exons: 4
Source: RefSeq, a predicted model, not a curated record